Messenger RNA from Linum trigynum, 1381 nucleotides. The record is from the annotation of a GenBank genome assembly. Lineage: Eukaryota; Viridiplantae; Streptophyta; Magnoliopsida; Malpighiales; Linaceae.
GGCAAAUCCCACAUCGACAAAGCAUGGGAGAGAUCCAUGGUUCAUAAGUAAGAAACCGACCUUAACUGACAAGACGCGUUUUGGGGUGUAAUGGAAGAGCCUCUCUGCGUCCCUCUUGAACGAUGGUGAGGAAAACCUCAACGAGGACGUUGAGCCCAAGGGGGGGGGGGGUGAAUGUAACACCUUAGGCAAAUCUCACAUCGACAAAGCACGGGGGAGAUCCAUGGUUCAUAAGUAAGAAACAGACCUUAACUGACAAGACGCGUUUUGGGGUGUAAUGGAAGAGUUCUUGUGAGAACUCCGAAGUUAAACGUGAUCAGUGUGGAGUAAAACAAGGAUGGGUGACCUUAUGGUAAGUCACCUUGAAUUGCACCCCAAGUCAAAAACCGUGAGGGUCGAGGCCCAAAGCGGACAAUAUCUUCGUCAAAAAAAGGUUCGGGAUGUUAUACCUAAUGUGCCAUCAAGUGGAUGGCAUAUGUAUGAUGUUCAUCGUCAACAGCCAAUUGCAGUGGAUGGGAUGACAAGGACACAAUAUAGAAGGCUUCUUCGCAAGAAUUCUCAACAGAAGAGGACUUACAACAUGCAUACCAAUGUUCGUGUGAACAACUCUGCUGCCACUGGUCUCAGGGUCACAGUGUCUGAUAGCAGCAAGAGUUUGGAGAAGAAAGAGGAAGCCCCAACGGAUGAUGGAUAUGAUGCAGAGAUGGAUGAAUCCUUCAUAGAGGAGGAGAUGCUGGAGUUAGAGCAUCCAAGGUCAAAGUUUGAUCGGAAUAGCAAGGAUGAUGAGGACGAUGAUCAUAAUACAUCCACAACCAUCCAGUUUGCGAGUUUGCCACCUGUCGUGGUAAAUAACUACAUUUUGCCCAUGAUCUUUCACUUUGAAGUGGACGGCGAGAGAAGAGAUGGUGAAAUUGAAGCGGAGAUUGAGGAAGUGGAUGAAGCAAGCCAUGAGCAAGCCAUCGCAUAGUUGGUUGGUGGGUUUGCUGUUGCUUGUCCCUAAGCAACGACUCAAACAACACAAACACAAAAUCAUCCAAAACAAUGACACAUUACAGACUCAACAAUCAAACACUCAAACAAAACAAAAUUUUCCUUGUACUCUUGUUGUAAUCAGUAGUUUCUUUCUCAAGAACAAGUUGUGCUUUAAUGAUCAUAUCUUUCACCCCACACUCAAGUUCUUUGCAACCAUUACCAUUGACUGACUCAAAUCCACCAAAAACUCAAAUAGCAGCACUCAAUUUCGAUCGUCGGUAGCGGAUGAUUAACAACUUAUGGUGCAACAGUUAUUAGGAGAAUCUAACCACAUCAGUGAGGUGCAUAUCUCGUGAAGACAAUCUCGCUUACUCACACCAAUCAAAAGCAAUUAAUUAAGCAUGAGUCU